Helicoverpa zea (corn earworm) is the source of this 2142-nucleotide messenger RNA. RefSeq lists its product as uncharacterized. The transcript has a single exon. The record is from RefSeq and is a predicted model, not a curated record. Gene Ontology annotation, molecular function: zinc ion binding; nucleic acid binding. The coding region runs from base 1 to 2142 and encodes 713 amino acids. NCBI's taxonomy places the organism in Eukaryota, Metazoa, Arthropoda, Insecta, Lepidoptera, Noctuidae.
AUGGCACAUGUAACAGAUAGCGUACCCCAGGGAGGUACCCAAAUGGGAGAAUCCUCCACAGACCCGUCUAACGGCUCUGUCUGUCCCGCGUAUUCUGGGGGGGACAACAUUUGCCACAAUUCUACCAACGACCAAACGCGCGAAAACCGGAUACCGAUUAUUGAUACUGACCGAUUGGAUGAUGUUUGUAAAAAGAAGGAUGGAAAUACUCCUUGUGAUGUAGAGUCGCUGGGUUCUAUGCCCGGCACAUCCGCAUCACUGGAACCUUGGUCCUCCAGGCUGAGGAAAAUUGAGAAGCGGCAGUAUGAGGCGGCGUCCAGUGACGAUAAGUUGCUGCCGCCUCCCAAGGUGCCGACGAAGGCCAAGGAAAAGCCUGGCCGUCAUGGAAGGGGACGCUUUUGGCGGCCAAGUACGUCACGCUUAAGUGACGAAAGCGAUACGGACACGUCUCAAGCCUCGAUUGAACCAAGGAUCAGACGAGUCUCUGAAGCGAUGGACGUGGAAGCCGCAUGCUCCUUACUGCCACCUACGGGCACCGACAGCUCGGUGGCAGGACUGGAGCGGACAGGCAUCCAGAAUGUGGAGGUUCUUCUGGAGUCCAUCCGGAAAUCAAAGAACCUUAAAGGUACGAGUCAACGUACCAUGAGAGAAGCGGCGGAGCAGGUGCGCUGCUGCGUCGAGAUGCUCGCUGCCAGGAGUACCACAGAGGAGACUAACCGCCUCCAGCUGGAAAUCCAGCGCCUGAGGCAGCAGGUUGGAUCCCAGGACAAGGAGAUUGAAGCUCUCAAAGAGGAGAUGCUCUCGUUGCGUCUCCACUCAGUUAACUUGCCACGUCAGCAACCGCAGCCGUCGAUAUCUUCCACCCCGGAAAAGUCCACAGUAGACGACGAGCUGCUGCGUGGCGUUAUUGACCGCGUAGGCAAAAUGUUGGAUGCUCGUAUGGCGGGGAUUGAAGAUCGCCUUCUACCACAGGUGAAUCUUCGCCCUCCAUUAGCAGCCGAUCGAAAGACGGCAGCCCAGAAACAGCGGCAGAGUGCUGCGGCUGGUACAAGCCAGGCGUCCGCAACCGCAACUGUCAUCGCGGCAACUCAAGCCUCAGUCUCAGAGGCACCGUCGUCUGCGCAACCACAGCAGGAGUGGCAAACUGCCUCUAAUAGGAAGAAAGACAGGAAGAAUAAAAAGAAAGCUGUUACGUCGAAAGAGGCCGCUGCCACCAUCUUAGGCGGUGCUAAGCCCUCGUCGUCACAAGCCAAAGGACGGAAGAAAAAUAAAAAGUCACGGAAUCGACGCAGAAAGCUUCGCGAACCGAAGUCAGCUGCCCUCGUUUUGACGCUUCAACCUGAGGCAGCAGAAAAGGGGCUUACUUACAAAGAUGUCCUGACAAAGGCCAGACAAGCGGCCAAUCAUGAAGAGAACGGUAUCACCGACAUCAGAUACCGUCGAGCUGCAACGGGGGCUCGACUUUUUGAGUUCACGGGAGCCAAUGGCGCUGCAGAAGCGGAUCGUGUAGCUGAACAGCUGCGCCAGAUCUUUCCGGAGGGCAUCCGGAUCUCAAGGCCAACAAAGUGUGCCGAACUGCGCAUUGUCGGCCUUGACGAUUCUGUCACCGAAGAUGACAUAUGUGAGGCGGUUGCGCGCAGGACGGGCUGCUCCCAGGAGGCGGUGCGCGUCAGCGCAAUUCGUGUUGGUCCUGGAGGAGCCGGUUCUGCCAGAAUUCGGUGCCCCGUAGCCUCUGCCAAGAUGUUAGGCGAAGCCAAUCGACUUCUCGUUGGCUGGAGCUCCGCAAAGGUUCAGGUUCUGGAGACAAGACCUAUACGGUGCUAUAAGUGCAUGGGGUUAGGACAUACCUUUCCUCUAUGCACUUCUACCGUGGACUACGCCGGACUUUGUUACCGUUGUGGAAAACCAGGUCAUAAGGCAAAUACCUGCACUGACGAUCCCCAUUGCCUGGGUUGCGAGGCAGCAAAGCUGCCCGCAAAUCACGCAGUAGGAGGAAAGGGCUGUAAGGCCCCAGCCAAGCCAAAGAGGGGGAAGACGGCCGCUAACAUCCAGGCCACCAGGCCCCAUAGCGAAGUAUUGCCAGACCAAAGGCAACAGGAGAUAGAAAUGAUUAUCGAGGACUCUAAUGGACCAAGUCCGUAA